Messenger RNA from Pogona vitticeps (central bearded dragon), 4071 nucleotides. The record is from RefSeq and is a predicted model, not a curated record. Lineage: Eukaryota; Metazoa; Chordata; Lepidosauria; Squamata; Agamidae.
GGUUGGAGACAGAGGGCUGGAGGGUCACUCCUUUGUCCUGCCGGCUCCGGAGACCCAACCUCGGGAAGGCAGAGAGGGGUAGCCUCUAGAAACAAGGCGAACCCGGGAACAGGCGACUUGGGGGUCUCCGGGACCCCCUGGAAGGCCAUGUGCUCUGGGUUAGCCCCCUCCUUGGUGCACUGAGCCCCUGAUUUUCCUCCUACCUUGUUCAUCCCACCCACCCCCAUUGCUGUCCACGGGUUUUCUCUCGCCUGUCCUGCAGUCUUGAGGGUCCCUCCCUCCAAUUCUCCUCCUCUCCACGGUCUGGCCAUCCGUCCUGUGUUUCCAUCUGAAGCGUAAUCCAGCAGGCCUUGCACCGGCAGCCCAACACGGCCGCCCAGUACCUCCAGCAGAUGUACGCCGCCCAGCAACAGCACCUCAUGCUCCAGACAGCUGCUCUCCAGCAACAGCACCUUGGCAACAGCCAGCUCCAGAGCCUGGCCGCCGUCCAACAGGCAAGCCUGGCCGCCAAUCGGCAGGGCGGUUCCUCCAGCUCCAAUGGGCCUCCCCAGACGCCACCGCAGACGCCUACGAUAAACCUGGCCACCUCGCCAGCGGCCGCUCAGCUCAUCAACCGGGCCCAGAGCGUGAACUCGGCCGCCGCCACCGCCUCAGGCAUCGCCCAGCAAGCUGUGCUACUGGGCAACACCAACAACCCCACCCUGACAGCCAGCCAGGCCCAGAUGUAUCUCCGUGCUCAGAUGGCCCAGCAGAGUAACCUUGUACAGGUAGCUCGAAGCCUAGGCCGUGCUGUUCCUUUGUCCCCCCAGCUCAUCUUCACGCCCACGGCCGCAGUCACCGCGGUGCAGCCGGAAGGCAUCACCACCACGGCCACCGCCACCCAGCCGUCCACCACUACAGCUCAGAUCCAGAACGCCAGCGUCCGCACCCAGCAGGCGGUGAACCAGGGCCUGGCGUCCUCGGCAGCUCAGCAGCUCCCCACCUUGGCCAUGAAACCAACCCCAAACAUCGGCAAUCAUUCCUCGUCCUCCUGCUCUUCGGCGCCUUCUCAGGGCAAGGGUGCCGGGCCGACGCCUGGCACCAAGGCGGGCUUGGCGGAGCACCUGCCAGACCAGCUUAGAAAGGGAGAAGGUGGUGGUGGCGGCGGCACCGCUACCAAUGGGACGGCUGGCAGUUCGGACCCCCGGGGAAGUGCCGGCAACCGGACCAUGACGCCGGUCACGACCCAUCCGCUCAUCGCCCCAGCGUACUCUCAGCUGCAGAGCCAUCAGCUGGGGUCACAGCCGCCGCCGAAACCAGUUCAACACCAGUUUGUCAUCCAACAGCAGCAGCAGCAGCAGAUCCAACCCCGGCCUCCGUCGCAGCUCCAGGCCAACUCCUGCGCGGCAUCAAGCUUCAGCACACCCCCCGGCCCACAAGCCCAAGGCCACUUGGCCGGCCAGGUCAUGCCAGGCCACCUUCCCUCCUGCCAGGCCUCGAACCAGCACAAGCCGGGCACCCACCCGCCCUCCCAGCACAUGGCACACCUUUCUGGAGUGCCCAGCCAAGGGCCGCUGAGGCCGGAGAGUGGCUCCCCUGGCCGGGCCACCGGGUGCCCGAAUCACGCGGCCCAGCGCAAGUUCCAGCAUGCUUCCGCGGUCAUCCUCCAGGUGCAGCCUCCCACGGGGAUGCCGUCGCUGAAUGUGGUGGAGAAUUCCAGGAAAGACCCGUGUCCUGUGGAGAAGCCCCCAGGAGACUCACGGGUGGCUCAGCCCCAUCUCCCGCCUCAGACCUCCACAGCACCUCCGUCGGCAUCUCCCGAACCUCAGGCCCAAGAAGGCCCAGGGACUCAGCCUCACGAGGCCGGCCGGGACAGCGUUCGCCCCCCGCCGGACGCCAGCAACCCCGGCAUGACCUCGGGGAACGGCACUACAGCCCCCUCCACCAUCGCCGGCGCCGCCCCCCAGAACGGUGAAAACAAGCCGCCUCAGGCCAUCGUGAAGCCCCAGAUCCUCACCCACGUCAUCGAGGGGUUUGUGAUCCAGGAAGGGGCUGAGCCGUUCCAGGUGGGGCGCUCUUCCCUGCUGGUGGGGAGCUUGAAGAAGAAGUAUGCGCAGGGCCUCCUGGCUGAGAAACCGCAGUCGCAGCAGCCGCAAGACAAUACGACCACCACCGACUCGGACAUGGAGGAUCCUUAUCUGCAAGAAUCCAAAGACGAGGGGUCGCCACCCAAGUUGAAAUGUGAACUCUGUGGUCGUCUCGACUUUGCGUACAAGUUCAAGCGGUCCAAACGCUUCUGCUCCAUGGCUUGUGCCAAAAGAUAUAAUGUGGGCUGUACGAAACGCGUCGGGCUUUUCCACCCGGACCGCAGCAAACUUCAGAAACCAAACACACCUCAGCACAACCGGCGUCGGACCUGCAAGAGCGCUCUUCCCCCACUCAACAAAGAAAGCAAAAAGCAGGCUCCGGUAUCUCUGCCCCCGAGUUCGGGGCCCCUUUCGGUCACAGGCUCACUGCAGCUCACCCACGGCCAGGAGGACUCGAGUCGCUGCUCGGACAACUCCAGCUACGAGGAGCCCCUCUCCCCACUCUCGGCCAGUUCCUCAGCAUCCCGGCGGCGCCCGGGCGAGCGGGACAUGGAGCUGCCUGACGUCCACGUCCGGGACUUGGUGGCCCUCGGGCACCACUUCCUGCCCAGCGAGCCCACAAAGUGGAACGUGGAGGACGUCUACGAGUUCAUUCGCUCCUUGCCGGGCUGCCAGGAGAUCGCAGAAGAGUUCCGGGCGCAAGAGAUAGAUGGCCAGGCUCUCUUACUCCUCAAGGAAGACCAUCUGAUGAGCGCCAUGAACAUCAAGCUGGGCCCCGCUCUCAAAAUCUACGCCCGCAUUUGUAUGCUGAAGGAUUCUUAGGGAGCCUCGGAAGGGAUUCGGCUCUCCGGCAGGGACGCCUCGAGUUUUUGCGUUAAAAGGGAUUAGCAGCCACCGGGAAAGGACGGAUGUUGCUUCCUCGUAUUCCCCCCCGACAUCACUUGAGCACAAAGCUUCUCCCAUUAUGGGAAGGGCUGGCCGAGACAGACCCCCCCCCCAGCCCUCUGCCCAAUUUGGGUUUGCUGGCCAGAGGGAAAGGCUAGGGAGGUGUAAAUAAAUAUGUAGCAUUUUAGCUUCCCCUUUUCAACCCUCCACGGCCAAAAUCCGGGUGGGGGGAUGAUUUUCGAGGGUGUGGGGAGGUGGCAAUCAGGAACCCCCCCCCUUUCUUCCUUGCUAGAAACAGGUACUCUUCCACCCUGGAGGCGUCCAGAACAAUCGGCUUAAAAGACUCUGGCCUCCCUGGAAAAACCUCAAAAGCCAAACAGGAACGUUGCCUUAAAAAAGAAAAAUGUUGUGCGUGUGUGUGUGUGUGUAGACGUGUGUGUGGUUGUGGUGCCACAUAGUGCUCUUUCGAUCUCCUCCCACUUCGUUCUCCACCCCAGCACCACCGAGCUUUCCUUCCGACGGGCGUUUUGGGGUGUGUGUGUGUUAGGCAACUUCGCCCCCCUUGUGGGAAAACCGGACUCUCGAACGGGGAGCCUCCCUUCCCCACCGGAUUUCUGAUCGGUUCCCCUUUCCGGUCUGUCAUAAGGGUGCCGCCGGGCUUCCCUCCCCUUAGCGGAUCCUUCCGGGAGGAAGGAGGCGAAGCCAUCUGAACCGUCAGCCCCCCCCAGCCGUCCGUCCAUCCGUCCCAGGUCCCCCUCAUCUCCCUCUCGCUUUCUCUCCCACCUUGGGAUAUUCGGCAACUGCUUUCUGAUACAUAUAUAUUUUUGGACCAAUUUCUUCAACUGCCUUAAAAGACACACUCCUUCCGCACCUUCCCCCCUUCUUUCCAGGCAGGAUGGGUGGAGACCCAGCUGUUUCCUGAAAACGGCUGAAAAGGAGAAAAUAAGGGGCCGAGCAGCUGAGCUGUUCCCCUCUCGGGGCUCUGUGCGUGGUGCCCCCCCCACUCACCCCCUCCGGUGCUGGCCACUUACAACAGCCUUCAGGGCUGGAAACAAAGGUCUUUCUACUGUUCUCCCCUCUCCUCACCUGGUUUUUAAUAAAUUCCUUUUCCAGAAAUGAA